UACUUCCCUCUGUGAGCUCUCUGCUGACUGCAUGAACUGAAAUCAGCUCUAAAGAAUCAGAAGGGGGAAAAAAAACAGUUUAAAACUGCUGAAAAGUGAUCUAAGAGCAGAUCAUUUCCUCCUGUCAGUUUGGAUGUGAGGAGAUCUCUCCGCGCGCGCAGGAGGGAAAAAACCGUUGGGACUCCAUGGAAACGCAUCUGCUGAAGUUUAUCGAGCGCGUGCGGGCUGAGGGCAGAGAUGGGGAGAUUGACAUUGCCUCUGAGUACACUAGGAUUAAGCAGCAAAACGACUUGCUGAAACAGAACUACGGUUUGACUUGCGCGGCCGGGGGAAACCAAGAAAACGCAAAGAAAAACCGCUACAAGGACAUCCUUCCAUAUGACCAAACCCGCGUCGUUCUCAGUCCAACAACACCCGAAUACAGCUGUGAUUACAUUAAUGCUAAUUUCAUCAAGGGGGCGACAGAGAGCAGGAAAUACAUUGCAACACAGGGCCCUCUGAGUAACACAGUGGUGGAUUUCUGGCGCAUGAUUUGGGAAUAUGACAUCAAGGUGAUAAUCAUGGCGUGUAAGGAGAUCGAGCUGGGGAAGAAAAAGUGUGAGGUCUACUGGUCUGAUCUGUACGAUACGUCCAGGUUUGGCCCCUUCGCUGUCUCCACUGUGAAGGAGUCGCCCACGAACAAGGAAGUCGUCAUGCGAACGCUGGCCGUCAAACACUGUGAUGAAGUCCGCACCGUGGCCCAUUUCCAGUACACAGCCUGGCCGGAUCAUGGAAUUCCAGACGCGGCGGACGGCAUUUUGGGAAUGAUGGAAUCUGUCCACGUCCGACAGGGUUGCCACCCUACACCGUUGCUUGUCCACUGCAGCGCUGGCUGUGGAAGAACUGGGGUGAUUUGUGCCAUUGACAUUGUUAAUGGCCUGCUGCAGGAAAAGAAAAUUGGAGAAGAUUUCAGCAUCAUGGAUCUAGUUUUAGAGCUGCGAAGACAAAGACCAUCGGCUGUUCAGACUAAGGAACAGUAUGAGUUUGUGUUUCAUACUGUGGCUCAGAUGUUCAUGAAGGUCUUGCAGGCAUCUCAGCAGAAUCACCAACAUCAGAGCACGGACUCGCACUCUUUUUACGCCAAUGUGGUGCCCCCAAAGCCAGCGCUGAGGUCAUUCUCCAUCGGCUCCGAAAACCAAAAUACGAGAAAACCUCCUUGUCUCCGUCCGAGAUCCUCUCAUCCUCCGGCCACCAACAUGAGUGACACGUAUGCAGUCGUUAACAAGUUCAAGCAGCCCUCCAGGGAUCCGCCGAUCGUCUCCCACCAAUACGACAAUGUCAACUUAAACAGCCAGAAGCCGCCUGUGAACGACCUGUACAGCAUCGUGAAGCCCAAAAACAGAGCGGUGACAAACGUCCCUGGCUGCAUGGUUCCUGUACCCGACCGGACAUGGGCACUUAACCACAGGGCCUCAGCAGAGGCGGACUUCGAUGGCUACGAGCCCCUGCCUGUUGGAGGUCAGAUGAGAGACCCACAGCCGUACCGACAUGUGUCACAAACAUCUGAUGGAGACACCCAUUCUGACAAUGAUUAUGAGUAUGUCUCAAAUCCGAUCAAAGACAAGAACAGCAGCAGCAGCAGCAGCAGCAGCCACUGCAACCCCGGAGGCAUCGGUUAUAAAUGCAGAGUAAAGAAACCCAAAGGACCCAGAGAUCCGCCUUCACAAUGGAAUCGACCAGAGAGAUGAAACCUGCAACAACAACAACAAUAAUAAUAAAGAGAAGAAGGAAAAGAAUAGAGAUCUACAAAAGAUCUACAUAUUCAGCAUUUAUUGGAUCCUUAGAAUAAUAAAAUUUUGUCAUUGAGGCAAAGAUGUUUAGUUUGUAUGUGUGGGUGUGUGUGAGUGUGUGUGUUUUGGGAGGGUGCAAAAAUUCCAAAUGUAAUGCACAUGUUUAAUUUAUUGCAAUAAAUGUGUUUUUCUUGUACAGUC
Messenger RNA from Clarias gariepinus (North African catfish), 1970 nucleotides. RefSeq names its product protein tyrosine phosphatase non-receptor type 18 (gene ptpn18). Gene Ontology annotation, molecular function: non-membrane spanning protein tyrosine phosphatase activity. Lineage: Eukaryota; Metazoa; Chordata; Actinopteri; Siluriformes; Clariidae. The record is from RefSeq and is a predicted model, not a curated record. Bases 186 to 1727 code for a protein of 513 amino acids. The transcript is spliced from 18 exons. Gene Ontology annotation, biological process: peptidyl-tyrosine dephosphorylation. Gene Ontology annotation, cellular component: cytoplasm; nucleus.